UAGUGUAUGCAGCUUUGAAUGUAAAUGAUAUGUACUUUAGUAUCUCUUAUCGCUCAAUGAAUAAUUAACUCAACAUUAGGACAAAAGAUUAUACAUUUUUUAACAGAAGAAUACCAUCCAAUACUAAUAGUCAAUAAUAAUAAUAAUAAUAAAAGUGGUAAUGUAGAUGAAGAUGGAUGAUGAAAGCAGCACUAGGGGCCAUUGCUUUGCUUUUCUUCUACUUCCCUUCUUAUACCUUGUUUGUUUCAUUUCAUUUCAUUUCAUUCUCGUUAUGAACUGUUUUCCUUUUGGCGGGAGAUGGACCCCACUACUCAAAAUCUCGUCUUUCCUAAGUCUCUUUCUCAUAAAUACUACUUCCACCCAAGUCCCAACCACUCUUUCUUCUUCUUCUUCCUUCUCUCACUGCACCAACUUCAGCAACUUCAACUGUACACAAAAACCAAACACUUCUCACUUCUCUCUCUCCUUUUCCUUCUUCUCUGGACGAACAACAAAAAAAUAUAUUAUCAAAAUUCCAAUUUUGACCCUUUCUGAUGAUGAAGAAGAAGACUGUUUUUUCAUUGCUAACGGUCUUUUUCUUCAUCUCACAGUCUCUGAAACUCGCUCUCUCUCUAACCCCAGAUGGACUCUCUCUCCUCUCCCUUAAAUCCGCCGUUGAUCAGAAAUCGGCCGGCGAAGCUUUCUCCGACUGGAACGAGGAUGACCCAACACCCUGUCACUGGUCCGGCAUUUCCUGCAUGAACGUUUCUGGUUUUCCCGACCCUCGUGUUGUCGGAAUUGCCAUUUCAGGGAAGAAUCUCCGGGGGUAUAUUCCUUCGGAGCUUGGUAAUCUUGUUUAUCUCCGGCGACUCAACCUUCAUAGCAAUAAAUUUUACGGUUCUGUACCUGUACAGCUCUUUAACGCGACUUCUCUACAUAGCAUAUUUCUCUACGGUAACAACCUUUCGGGUCCGGUUCCUCCUUCGAUCUGUACUCUCCCAAGGAUUCAAAACCUUGAUCUCUCUAACAAUUCGAUCACUGGAGAGAUUCCGGAAGAGUUGAAGAAAUGUACGCAGUUGCAGAGACUGAUACUGGCCCGGAACAAAAUCUCCGGCAAAAUUCCGUCGGGAAUUUGGUCAGGAAUGGAAGAUUUAAUCCAACUCGACCUCUCUUCGAACGAGUUAACAGGUCCGAUCCCGGAAGAUAUAGGCGAGAUCAAGUCUCUUACGGGUACUCUGAAUCUCUCUUUCAAUCAUUUAUCUGGAAAGCUCCCAAAAUCGCUAGGCGAAUUGACUGUAACUGUGAGUUUCGAUCUUCGUAACAACAAUUUCAGCGGCGAAAUACCUCAAACGGGGUCGUUUUCGAACCAAGGUCCUACUGCGUUUCUCAACAACCCUAAAUUAUGUGGGUUUCCACUCCAAAAGGCUUGCCGAGACACAUCUGAAAGCUCCUCCGGGAGUUCAAAUUCCGGCAGAGAAUCCAAUUCCGGACCCAAAAAGGGUCUCAGUCCUGGUCUAAUAAUCCUAAUCUCGUUGGCCGAUGCAGCAGGAGUGGCAUUCAUUGGUCUGAUAAUCGUUUACAUUUACUGGAAAAAGAAGGACAAUUCCAACGGUUGUAGUUGCACAGGGAAAAGAAAAUUCGGUGAUAAUAAUGAGAAAACCCAACUCUGUUCUUGUCUUUGCUCUAAUGGGUUUGGGAAUGAGGAGUCAGAAAUGGAAGAUCCUGAGAAAUCUGAGAGUGGAAGAGGUGGUAGUGGUAAUGGCGGUGGUGAUCUUGUGGCCAUUGACAAAGGGUUUACAUUUGAGCUUGAUGAGCUUCUUAGAGCUUCUGCUUAUGUAUUGGGGAAGAGUGGUUUGGGGAUUGUGUAUAAGGUUGUGCUUGGGAAUGGGAUUCCUGUGGCAGUGAGGAGAUUGGGUGAGGGUGGUGACCAGAGGUAUAAGGAAUUUGCAGCUGAAGUUCAGGCCAUUGGGAAAGUCAAACACCCAAAUAUUGUUAAGUUAAGAGCUUAUUAUUGGGCUCUUGAUGAGAAACUUCUUAUCAGUGAUUUCAUCUCUAAUGGUAACUUGGGCACUGCUCUUCGUGGAAAAAGUGGUCAACCAUUGACGAGUCUGUCAUGGUCCACAAGGCUCAGAAUCGCAAAGGGAACAGCUCGAGGCUUGGCUUACCUUCACGAGUGCAGCCCAAGAAAAUUCGUCCAUGGCAAUAUCAAACCCUCUAACAUACUCCUCGACAACGAAUUUCAACCCCACAUCUCAGAUUUCGGGCUCAACAGACUCAUCAGUAUAACCGGAAACAACCCUUCCUCCGGCGGAUUCAUCGGCGGAGCUCUGCCUUACUUGCAGUCCGUACAAACCGAGAAAAGCAACAAUUACAGAGCCCCUGAGGCUCGAGUCACCGGAAGCAGACCGACCCAGAAGUGGGAUGUCUAUUCAUUCGGAGUAGUGUUGCUUGAACUUCUGACCGGGAAAUCGCCGGAGCUUUCUCCGACCACAUCUACUUCGGUGGAGAUUCCGGAUCUUGUGAGGUGGGUGAGAAAAGGGUUCGAAGAGGAGACCCCACUUUCGGAUAUGGUUGAUCCGGUGUUGCUCCAAGAGGUUCAUGCGAAGAAGGAAGUCAUUGCAGCAUUUCAUGUUGCUCUGGCUUGUACGGAAGCAGACCCUGAGAUUCGGCCUAGGAUGAAAACUGUCUCAGAAAAUAUUGAAAGGGUUGGAUAGUAAUUUACAUUAUAUAUAUAUAUAUGAGCUUCGUAUAAUUAAGUUUGGAAGUUCUAAAGAAAAAAAAAUUGAGAGGGCAUUCAAUUAAUUGAUCAGCAAUAUUUUGAUUGGUUUUGGUAGCUUUUUGAUUGAGAAUCAUGAAGAUAUAUAAUUCUUUUGAAAAAUGGAUGCCUAACAAAACCAACCAACCAUAAAAUUCUUUUUUUUGUGUUUAGUUAGGUGUAGUUUGUUUUUGUAAUUUAAGUUUUUAUAGAAUGGAUCGCAAGAAUGUGUUUGUAAUAAUUUACUUUUGAGUAACAUAAAUUGGGUCAAUUUCCCUUUUUGUUCC
This is a messenger RNA of Cannabis sativa, 3021 nucleotides long. Its product is annotated as receptor protein kinase-like protein ZAR1. Lineage: Eukaryota; Viridiplantae; Streptophyta; Magnoliopsida; Rosales; Cannabaceae. Gene Ontology annotation, molecular function: ATP binding; protein kinase activity; protein binding. The transcript has 2 exons. The record is from RefSeq and is a predicted model, not a curated record. Gene Ontology annotation, biological process: protein phosphorylation. Bases 534 to 2693 code for a protein of 719 amino acids.